UGACAACACUGUCGAUUCAAUUUUAAAUCAGUUCCUAAAAGUUGGUCAAAGUAAAAAACAACAAGGAACAACACUGUGGGGAAAACCCUUUGAUGUAAAAAUAACUACACUUGAUAUGAAAAAUUUACCAGAAAGACAAAAAACACUUGGAGGUCGAAAAAACGCUACUACACAUCACCGAAUUAAUAAUCAAUGUUUGAUUAAGAUCAAUAACAUUGACGGCAAAAAUCAUUGCCUUUUCUUUGCAUUACAAGCAACUCUUGUUAGCAACAUAGGAGAACUUUCCCGCUCCCAAUUUUACAAUUACUUACAUGGUCGUUAUGGAUCUAGAAAUAAAUUUAAGAAGGAAACCUACGAGUUAAUUAAAGAAGUUGGAGCUACAUUUGGUUUAAAAGAAUAUGCGGCAGAGGACUGGGUUGGUCCAGUUGUUGAUUAUUGGAACAACAAAUAUAAUGGAAAAUUUACAUUCAAAAAAUUUAUGAUACGCCGAUAA
Molecule: messenger RNA, 493 nt
Organism: Meloidogyne enterolobii
Lineage: Eukaryota; Metazoa; Nematoda; Chromadorea; Rhabditida; Meloidogynidae
Source: the annotation of a GenBank genome assembly